ACGCGGGUACACGCCGUUGCCAUGGCAGCCGGGCCCUGGCUGCCUCGGUAGCAAGUGCUACCGAGGGUCUCCCUCGCCUUAACUGUCAGAGCUUAGAAAGAGGAGGAGAGGAGAGCUCCCCCGGCCAUCUCUGUGACCUCAGCCGCUGCGUCUCAUACAGCAUUAUUCUUUAACACACGGAAAAUGGAUGAAAAUAAAGAUUCUGAUUCAAAAGAAAGUGAAGAAUAUGAAGAUGACUUUGAAAAGGACCUGGAGUGGUUAAUUAAUGAAAAAGAAAAAAGUGAUGUCAGCAUAACAGAGAUGGCUUGUGAGAAUGAAGAGACUAUUAACCAAGAAUUAAAAGAGAAUGAAACAGAACUAGAGCACACCAGACAGCUUUCUAAUCCUGACACAUCUUUGAACGAUGAGGUUUCACCAAGAAGAGAGGACUUCAUUUCUGUGCCGAGUAGUCAGCCUUUGGAUCCCGUAUCAGAUUCAGAUAGUGACAACUCUUUCCAGGAAUCCAGACUGGAAAGCCAGAAAGACCUGGAGGAGGAUGAGGAUGAGGAAGUAAAGAGAUACAUUGUGGAGAAAAUUAUACAAGCCAACCAGCUUCUACAGAAUCAAGAACCCGUGAAUCAUAAAAGAGAGCGAAAACUAAAGUUCAAGGACAAAUUAGUUGAUCUGGAAGUUCCUCCACUGGAAGACACUGAUAACUACAAAAAUUGUUUAGAAAGUGAGAGUAAUGUGUCUGGAAAACUGUCGCAGUUAUAUAUUUCCAGUGAAUUUGGACAAGAAAAUGUGCUCCUGUCACUUGCUGAUGGAAGCUGUGAAGAAAACAAGGACGGGAAGAUACUAGUAGAGAGAGAUGGAAAGUUUGAACUUCUAAAUUUACAAGACAUUGAAAGUCAGGGGUUUUUGCCCCCCAUUAACAAUGUUGACAGUACAGAAAAUGAACCUCAGCAGUUGUCGCCUGGAUCUUCCAAUUCAUCUGUCAGCGGUGUCAAGAAUGAAGAGCCUACAGCAAGAAUUCAUGGCUCCUCAGCAGCAGAGGUCCUGGCUUUUCUCCCUCAGCCACCACCCAACCCCAAGACUGGGCCAAGCUCUGCUGCCAACUCAGAUCUGAGUAAGGGGAGUGGGACAUCAAGUCAUAGGACGCAAUCUGCGAGUGUAUGUCCAGUGACCUCAACCUACUGUCUUUCCCCUCGACAGAAGGAACUGCAAAAACAGCUCGAACACAAGAGAGAAAAGCUAAAGAGAGAGGAAGAACAACGGAAAAUAGAAAAGGAGAAAGAAAAGAAAAAGGAGAAUGACAUCGUAUUUAAAGCAUGGUUACAAAAGAAAAGACAGCAGGUCCUAGAAAUGAGGAGAGUUCAGAGAGCAAAGCAAAUGGAACACAUGAAUAGUAGAGAGGAAAGCAGAGAUCCACACCAAGCUUUUCGACUAUGGCUUAAAAAGAAGCAUGAAGAGCGGUUGAAAGAAAGAAGGACAGAAGAACUGCGAAAGCAAGAGGAAUGCUUGUUCUUCCUCAGAGGGACAGAGGGCCGUGAAAGGGCUUUUAAACAAUGGCUAAGAAGGAAACAGAUAGAAAAAAUGUUGGAGCAACAAGUUGUCAAAGAAAGAGCUCGCCAGCUCCGACUGGAAGCGAAGCGUGCUAAGCAGUCGCAGCGUCAGCGCUGUAACAUGUCAGAGGGCAGGUCUUUCCGUUUCACUGAUGAUUACAACUGAAGGUAUCUAUUAAAU
This is a messenger RNA of Rhinolophus ferrumequinum (greater horseshoe bat), 1722 nucleotides long. It is a transcript of the gene CCDC181, whose product is annotated as coiled-coil domain containing 181. The coding region runs from base 184 to 1707 and encodes 507 amino acids. NCBI's taxonomy places the organism in Eukaryota, Metazoa, Chordata, Mammalia, Chiroptera, Rhinolophidae. The record is from RefSeq and is a predicted model, not a curated record. Gene Ontology annotation, molecular function: microtubule binding. The transcript is spliced from 6 exons.